Molecule: messenger RNA, 1053 nt
Organism: Nicrophorus vespilloides
Lineage: Eukaryota; Metazoa; Arthropoda; Insecta; Coleoptera; Silphidae
Product: WW domain-binding protein 4
Exons: 5
Coding region: 42-947 (301 amino acids)
Biological process (GO): mRNA splicing, via spliceosome
Cellular component (GO): precatalytic spliceosome; nucleus
Molecular function (GO): protein binding; zinc ion binding; RNA binding
Source: RefSeq, a predicted model, not a curated record
UUAACUACAUUCUCGAUAUUAAUUAAUGAUAAUGACUAAUUAUGUUUUCUUUUAGGGCGGAUUAUUGGAAGUCUCAGGCGAGGAAGUAUUGCGAUUUCUGCAAGUGUUGGAUCGCAGAUAACAAACCGAGCGUUGAGUUCCACGAGAAGGGAAGACGGCACAAGGAUAAUGUUGCUAAGAGGUUAAAAUACAUCACGAAGAAGUCCAGUUAUGAUGAGAGGCAGAACCUCAGGGAGGACAGGGCUUUGGCGCAAAUGGAGGCCGCAGCUCUGGAAGCGUACAGGAAGGACGUUGAGAGUAAUGCCGACCUCACCUCGAUCAACAUCAAUAAGAAAGUGGCCGAGGAUAAUUUGGCCAUCUCCGUGAAGACGGGAAAGAUGUGGCGCGAGGCUAAAUCUGAAGGUGGACAAACUUAUUAUUGGAACAUCGUAACGAACGAAUCCGCGUGGAAAGCGCCGGAGGAAGGUUUCUUGAGCAUAGCGGAGCAGAACGAAGACUCAGCCAAUACCUCGAAGGCGCAGUGGAAGGAGUUCAACAAGAAGCAAAUACUUGAUACGCGAUUGAAGGCUCAAACUGAAAAGAAGCAGGAUGAUGAGGAUCGGGCGAGAGCGGCCAGAGAGAAGAUGAAGGAACGCAGGGUGGAGGAUAUAGCUCCUGUAGUUGCUGCUCCAUUGUUAGAGGAAGGGAAAACGAAUCCAUACGGGAGAUGGAACGUGGUCCAAACCACCAUCAUCGAAGAUCCUGAACCUCAAAAGGAUAAUCGGGAAACAGGAGCUGCUGAGGAAGAUGAAGAACAAGCUGCGGAAGAGGAACCUCCAGUGAAGGUGUUUAAAGAGAAGACCGUUGAGAGUUUGGGUGGUAACGAGAAGGUUCAGUUUAAGAAGAGGAAGUUCGGUGGUGGCUUCAAGCGAAGCGUCAGGACGAGGACGGAGGAUGAGGAAGACUGAUCGAUUCUUUGCACUGAAGAACGAAACGUAAAUAGGACCAAUUCAAUUGUUUAUUUUAAUCCGUUUGUAUAUUUGUAUAUUGCUUUUAUUUUAAUAAUAAAAAAAA